This is a messenger RNA of Girardinichthys multiradiatus, 7399 nucleotides long. It is a transcript of the gene map3k13, whose product is annotated as mitogen-activated protein kinase kinase kinase 13. Gene Ontology annotation, biological process: protein autophosphorylation; JNK cascade. The transcript has 14 exons. The coding region runs from base 380 to 3385 and encodes 1001 amino acids. Gene Ontology annotation, molecular function: JUN kinase kinase kinase activity; ATP binding. The record is from RefSeq and is a predicted model, not a curated record. NCBI's taxonomy places the organism in Eukaryota, Metazoa, Chordata, Actinopteri, Cyprinodontiformes, Goodeidae.
CCUCCUCCUCUCUGAGCCGUGUCCUCUGCUGCGUCAGACACCUCCAUUCAUGAAAAGUGUGACGUGAGCAGGACCAGAGCGACACCGAAACGAUUCAUACCGCCCACCCACUCACAGCCCAGGUGCUGCAGGAGUCACCGGCAUGCCUGUCUUUUUUCCCCAUCUAUCCCUUUCUGGGUGUUUCUUCAUCGUUUUCAGCCAUCCUCUCUGGGGCUUUCUAACUGUCCUCCAUCCCUGCCUCAGAGCGGUGACAGGACCUUGAAUCUGAGCUGUGAGGAACCUUCUAAAGCCGUGUCUCUGUGAAGUGUGAUUUUCAGCAUCCAUAGAAACCUGUGCAUUAGGACGCAUCCCUCCCACUGUAACUGGGCUGCUUAUUCACAUGCACGACACCAUGGGCAGCUCCCCAGAGGUGCUUUCCUGGACCUCCUGCCCCAGUCUUUUGGUGGGGAAGCUGAAGGAGGAGCUUAAACUCACCGUGGUUGGGGACGCCAUGAAAAAAUCCAACUCUCCUAAUGUCCAACCCCAGCCUCCUCAGGCUCUGCCUGCUACUUUACCUCCUCAGAUUAUCACAGACCUCGCCCCACCAACAAACCUGCCCAUUCCCCUUCACACGCCCGGCCAGGAUGAGGACUCUGUAUUGGGGGGCAUCAGCCCAGGAAACACAGCCCUGAGCGUGGACUCGACACGGAGCGAAGGCGGACAUUUUGACAACAGCGUGCUCCAGCUGCAGGAGCAAGAGCAGGAGGAAGCAGGUUCACCAGCUUCCUGUGAGCACGGUGGGUGUGGGAGUGGCAUGGAUGAGCAAAUGGGGGAGGGGGACUGUCCUAUGGACCACAGCGGAGAGGGGAGACCAAGCCACCCGCGUCACCCUGACGACAUUAAGCUGCACUUCCAAAGAGCCGGGCCUGGGUCAGGAGGCUUCCUGGAGGGGCUGUUCGGCUGUCUUCGGCCCGUCUGGAACAUUAUUGGGAAAACUUACUCCACAGAAUACAAGCUUCAACAGCAAGACAUGUGGGAGGUCCCGUUUGAGGAGAUUUCAGAGCUACAGUGGCUGGGCAGCGGUGCACAGGGAGCCGUCUUCCUGGGCAAGUUUCGCUCUGAGGAAGUGGCCAUCAAGAAAGUGCGGGAGCAGAAAGAGACAGAUAUCAAACCCCUGCGAAAGCUCAAGCACCCCAACAUCAUCAGUUUCAAAGGGGUGUGCACCCAGGCGCCUUGUUACUGCAUCAUCAUGGAGUACUGCGCCCAGGGUCAGCUGUAUGAAGUGCUGAGGGCUGGGAGGAAGGUGACCCCCAGGCUGCUGGUGGACUGGGCCACGGGCAUCGCCGGUGGCAUGAACUACCUACACUUGCACAAGAUCAUCCACAGAGACCUCAAGUCUCCCAAUGUUUUGGUGACCCACAACGACACUGUGAAAAUUUCCGACUUUGGAACGUCUAAAGAGCUCAGCGAUAAAAGUACAAAGAUGUCAUUUGCGGGUACGGUGGCGUGGAUGGCCCCGGAAGUCAUAAGAAACGAGCCGGUGUCUGAAAAAGUAGACAUCUGGUCAUUUGGAGUUGUGUUAUGGGAACUGCUCACAGGAGAAAUACCCUACAAAGAUGUGGACUCGUCCGCCAUCAUUUGGGGUGUGGGCAGCAACAGCCUACACCUUCCUGUCCCUUCGACCUGCCCAGAUGGAUUUAAAAUCCUCAUGAAACAAACAUGGCAAGGCAAGCCCAGGAAUAGGCCUUCCUUUCGUCAGAUUCUCCUCCAUCUCGACAUUGCCUCUGCUGAUGUUUUAGGAACUCCUCAGGAGACCUACUUCAAAUCUCAGGCUGAGUGGAGAGAGGAGGUGAAGAAGCAUUUUGAGAAGAUCAAAAGUGAAGGCACUUGCAUCCACAGGCUGGACGAGGAGCUGAUCCGUCGCAGGAGGGAUGAACUCAGGCAUGCUCUGGACAUCCGAGAACACUAUGAGAGAAAACUGGAGAGAGCCAACAACCUCUACAUGGAGCUCAGUGCCAUCAUGCUGCAGCUGGAGGUCCGAGAGAAGGAACUGAUGAAGAGAGAACAGGCAGUGGAGAAGAAAUAUCCGGGGAGCUACAAACGUCACCUGGUCCGGCCCAUCGUCAGGUCCAACGCUGUUGAAAAGCUCAUCAAGAAAAAAGGAAGCAUCUCACACAAACCUGGGAUGCCGUCUACUAAAAGGCCGGACCUGCUGCGCUCUGACGGCAUUCCCAGCGUUGACCCUUUUCCCUCACCCUCACCUCUGUCGGCCAGCCCCAAAGUCUCCACGCCCCCCGGGAAGACCCGCUACAGAAGCAAACCUCGCCACCGCCGGGCCAACAGCAAAGGAAGCCACAACGAGUUCCCAGGCGCUUCGAAGCCUGUUGCCGGAGCCUCAGAAGACAUCCAGUCUUUGCAAGAACCGUUCCACCAUCACCAUCAUCAUCACCGCAACCACCCAUCAGCUGAGGGACAGUUUCUUCCCCUAAAAGGUCGCGAGGAGGCCGUUGUCAACUGUGCCAACAAUCUGCGCUACUUUGGCCCCGCUGCCCCCCUCCGCAGCCCUCAGACCGACCACCUGCAACGCCGCGUUUCUGACUCUAGCCCUGACCUCAUUUCCACAGCUGUGAAUGCAUCCAUCAGCUCCAACCCCAUACCAUGUGCUGGUGCUGGUUCACUAUGUCCCUGUUGCCAGGCUCACCCUCUGCCCGGCUGUUUGCACUGUCAGGAGACGCCUCCCACACUGCGCCAACCAGAAUUACCGCACUACUCGCUGCAUAGCACCCAAGAAAGCAACCAGUCUUCUCUGGGUCCACCCAAUAAAGAGGCAGCCUCAAAUGGAGAAGACACUAGUAAUGCUGCCCUGCAGGAGCAGGAUCACACCCAGUCCAAACACUUGCUGCCCUCUGCGCUGCCCCGCACCCUCAGACCACUCGGAAAGGGUGGUGAUGAGUCAUCUGAAGAGGAGGAGGGAGAGGUGGACAGUGAAGUGGAGUUUCCAAGGCGACAGAGGCCCCACCGCUGUAUGAGCAGCUUCCAGUCCUACUCCACCUUCAGCUCAGAGAACCUGUCGGUGUCUGACGGGGAGGAGGGGAACACAAGCGACCACUCGCACAGCGGACCCCUGGAGAGGCUGAGCGCCAGUCAGGAGGAGCACUUGGACGAGCUGCUGUCUCACACACCGGACAUCCCCAUCGACAUCUCCACCCAGUCUGACGGCCUCUCCGACAAGGAGUGCGCCGUCCGCAGGGUGAAGACCCAGAUCUCGCUGGGGAAACUGUGCUCUGACGAACACAGCUAUGAGAACCCGCUGCAGUUCGGGGAAUCGGACUGUGAUUCAUCAGAGGCAGAGUGCUCCGAUACCACCAUCAGAAACAACAAAGUCGGGGCUCCAUCCUCGUGGUGAAACUCUCUGCAGGGCUUUGAAUCUGUUUUUGUUUUUUGAUGGUUUUUUUGGGGGGUUUUGUUGCCUAGUGGCCAUCAUGUCUGGAUCAGAGGCCUCCACAGAAAACACAGCAAUAAGAGGACAACAUGGUGAACAAAACCCUAUAGCAAAGUCCCGCGUAAUCCCCUCCCAACCCCUCCUAACCUCAUCUCGACUAGCACUGCAUCCAGGGAUUCCCUUUUGAAUGAUAUAAUGUACAGUAGAUAGUUCUAACGUUCUUAAUUUAUUUUUGUCUUGAGUUUUGAAGAGAAAUUCAGGAUUCUCUGAUCCGAACAGAGAAAUAAGAAACUGACAUUUUGAAACUGAGUGUGUUUUUGUGAGAAACUACGUCUGGAUGAAGGUGCAGAAGAUAGGAGAGGAUGGAUGUGUAGAAGCACUGAUGCAUCUGAGCAUCACUACAGGCCUUCAUCUUGCUAGUCGCUCUGAGCAUCUUCGUGUUGGUAAUCCGUCAAAAGAAAAACAAAAAAUAAAGAAAAAUAAGCAAUCUCUUCGAUGUGAGUUUACAGCGCAGUGACCCGGUAUCCCACAUCCUUUCACUUUCUUCUUGUCACGACUGUGGCCGACACAGGGAACAAUGAGCUCAUGGAAACAGUGUCAACACCAGCAUGAACAACUCGCCUUGCAAAUUGCAACGGGAAACUCUAUAUGUGUCUCAUCAUCAGGAUCCCCGCAUAGCUAUUAGAGCAUGCUCGCAAGAUGCAAAGCAUUUUAGAAGGACUGGAUGAAGCAGACGAGCAGGCAACGGAGAGGACGACUCAUCUGAGAGCUCAAAACAAACAAAAUAAAGGACGCUCUCAUCCUUCUUUCUGAGACGGCAUCAGCAAUCAGACGUCAUGACAGGAGCUUUGGAAGAAGGUGUGUGUUGGUUCGCAUAAGCCCCCCUUCCUCAACCAUCAGACAUUGCAGUUUCAAGUCUCAUCUCAGGAUAGCUCGAGGACUGUGAAACUGGAUUGGACCAAUUUUUGUGUGAAAGAAUGUUUUUCGACUGGCACAUGUCAAUAUAAAGGACCAUCCAGGCAUUUAAAAACAAAAAAAGCUCUUGCAAGAAAAGCCUUCAUGUUCAACCCUUUAGUGCUGUAGGUGUUUUUUAGCUGCCAUUCAAAUGCAGUAUCUCUUUUUAUCUUGUGUUGUUUUUCCUGGAACGUACCAAAGCGUACCAUUCGCCAUUUUCUUGCAGGGUUAUUUACUUAAUCUGAUUCAUAAUGAUAUAGGUGUAUCUCCAUAAAUAAAAAUAUGAUGAAAAACUUAUUUUAUUUAACCAAAUACCGUCAAAAUGGGAAUUAAUAUAGUUUCAUUGCAGGCACAGUCAAUAUUUCAUCAUUACAACUUGUUAAUUACAAUAAUUAGGGCUUAAAGCUAAUGAAAAUCUAUUUAUAUAUUUCAUAAAUACAUUUUUUUAAAUAGUAUUUUUCAUAAAGAUAUUAUACCUCAACCUCCACAAGCAGGAUAAGCCAUAAAAUGUUACUGCUAAAGAACCAGGCUUUUCCCUGUGCUGUAUGUAAGCAUAUCAUAAAGGAAAGUUUAGUAGAAGGAAAAAGUGUGGUAGAAAAAGCACACAACAAUUCCAAUAACUGCAGCCUUAAGUGCAUAACAGAAAUAAAGGCUUGAGUCUUAAAAAGUUUUAAAUUUAAUAAUUUAACUUUUAGGUCUCAAAACAAAAAUAUAUAUGUCCAGAUUUUGCAUUAUGGGUCUUAAAUUUAAUUUAUUUAUGUAUUAAAUUUGCAAAUAUAUGCUUCUUCCUCUGAUUAUAAUUUAAAAAAAAUCUUUUUGUGAAAUGCUUUUGUAGCAAUUAUUUGUCCCAUGUAUUGUAGUUCUGGAUAGGGAAUUAGGUUGUUGUUAUGCUGUAACACUUGAUUCAGCUUUCAGCCUUUCCCUAAAAAAUGAAAGAUACCUGCUUGUGAAACUGGCUUAUAGUUGUUAGUUCUUUUAACCUUAUUCGCUACCAGCUAAUUGGUCAUGGAAAAGUGUAUAUUUGACAAGGUCUGGCUUGAAAAACGUAGAUUUCGAUUGUUUGCUAAAACGUUUUGUGUAUAAAUAUUGAGGGUUAGUGUGUAAAAGGUGUUAAAAGUGGGUAACUUAAGGACAAAAUGAAUAAAAACACACAACAAAAACAAAAAAUACCAAGAUAAGUUUAUAAAGAUACAUGUAACUUAAAUGACUAAUUAAGCUAAGUUUAAGUUAUUGAGUAUGUAAAGUAUUCAUUUGAUAAGUUCUUUUUAUUAAUUUAUGUGGGUCUUAAAUUUAAACCAUAAUGGUCUUAAAAAGGUCUUAAAGUCUUAAAUUGAAGUUACUGAACUAGAAAUCCUGUAUGUGAUUAAUCUAUAUAAAGAGUUUCCCUUUUUGAAUUUAAUCACUAAAGUAAAUUAACUUUUUGAUGAUAUUCAAAUUUAUUGUGAUGCACCUGUAAAUAUUGUCUGUUGGCUGCACAGCAAAAAUAAAUAGCAGGUUAGCUCUCAGGUGACCAGUAAGGGAGGGGGUUAGACCAGCAGACUUGAUGUAACCAUGGUGACCGGGGGUUAGAUGAGAGCGUUGAGUGGAUAUAUUUUGAAAUUAAUCCCUUUCUCUCUUUUUUUCCAACUUGCCUUUUUGAGGUUUGAUUCUCAGGUUUUGUGUUAUUGAAUGAUAGCAAUAUAUCAGCUGCCACUAGAUGGCGACAUUUACACACUUAUUUUUGCAUUUUCUCAUGUAAAACUCAUCCACAUCUGUUUUUUUAAGUCUCAUAAUCCCAGCAAUAAUCCUUUUUUUUUUUUCAAUUUAUCAUCUUAAAAAAAAAAAAAAGAGAGAUACUGCAUUUAUGAAUGCAUUAUUUUAGUUUUUUUGAUCCUUGUCAGGCAUCCAUAUUUGUAGUAAUCCCAUCAGUCAGGGUGGGAUUGAGUGUUAAUGAUGUCAGCUCAGACGUGUGUGCGGACGGUUGUGAAUCUGCAUAAGGAACACAAGCCAGAGAGGAGGCCAUGGAGCUUUAAGCUGCUCUUGGUUUUCACCAACCAUAUAUCUCAGUGUUAAUCCUGUAUAUAAAUGUAAAUGCAAUGUGAUCCGUUUUCCGUCUUCUUUCGUUAAUGUGUCGCACAGCUCCGACAAGCUGCCGAGUGGUUGGGCAGGAGGAUGUAAUCCUUAUAUCAGUAUUGAACACUACUGCAGGAACGUGAAUCUUGAUUAAAUGUGCUCGAGAGCUUUAAAAUGCUCCAUCUACCUUCUUUUCUGUUUACGUACAUGUAAAGUAACCUCAUGUAAUCUGAUCGAGCUGAUAAUAACAUUCGUCUUCUCUGGCGUCUAUUCUGUGAAGAACGAUUGUCAUGAAGUUUUAAUUUAAAUGUGAUCUUUUUAUUGUUGUUUUUUUUUCUCCUCUUUGUAGCUGGCCUACACAAUUAUUGAAUUAAUUUAUUUGGAAUGAGUCAUCAGGAGUAGUUUUCUUUUUCAUUUCAGGCAGCUUCAGAAAUGUCGUGACCAACAGUUUCUCCUUUUGAAGGAAGCACAAUGAAUGGGUGUGAGAAGGAGGGCAGCAUUUGUGUGGAUGAACAAAAGCGCAACAAUAUCACUGUUUGACCCUCUAGAAGGACCACUCAUGUUUUAGAUUUAUCAUUGCAGUUUAAAGUUUUGAAUAAGUAGUUAGCAGAAUCAAGUGUUCCUCCAGCUUUUUCCAUCCUCUGGUUGGUUGUUAGAAUUACAGCAGGGUAGAUGAGCCCCAGGGAACAUGUCAGGAGCCAAUUAUUUCUGUACUUUUGCAGCGAUUCCUUCACAUUUGUAAUCAAAAUCUAAAAUACUUCUGUCUGGAUUUCUGUGAAAUUGCUACAUCAUUCCUUUUAGCAAACAUCUGUUUCUUUGUUUCUCUCAUUUCCAACCCUCUUCCCUGUUGAAUGGCAUUAUGAUCAACCAAUCCUGUAAUUUUUCUGUAUUAUUCAGUGUACAGUGCAAUAGGAGAAUAAAAUCAAAGCAAAGAAAUUGCAUGGAAUAAAUGCUCAUGUACUGUACCAAGAA